UUUAAUUGAAUGUUCAGUGCUUGUUGCAGUUUUGGCAAAAAAGUUAUAGCGAUGAAUUUCGGGGAUUGAAAGAAAAAAGCUCCCCUUGAGCAAUCGAUAGGAUGGCCUCGUUAUGAUUAUUCAUAAUUGUCUCUUGCAAUUGGUACCAAAGGGUGGUGAAAGAUAACUUUCAAUUAAAGGAACAUGAAUCAACCGUAUUGAUUGUGAAAACAUAUGCAAGACGAAUAUUAUGGACCGAAUGGUGAAUGCAAGUGGCUCUACCAAUAAAGUUAACGUGGGCAAAUAAUGGCCUAGUGCAAUAAAGUGUCACUUAAACCUUGUCGUUUCUGGUUUCUUCAUCUAAACAGCGCAAAUUAUCGGUUAUUAAACAUAAUUGGAUUGAUCAUAGGGCUCGGCUUCGGUAUAAUGAGCUAGGCUCGCUUCCGAUCAUUUAUCAGUGUCACUCGUUGAGCUCGCAGGAUUAUGUGCAAAGUAUUUUUCAAUGCAAAAUAGCAUCCAACUGACACGUUUACCUUCGCACGUCGAGCGAUGCUAAAAAUAUCAAACCGUAAGGAGAAACGCAGUGGUGAAAACAUAGGCGCCUCGUUGGAAUCAUAAACUGUGUAGAAUAAGGCAAUGAAAAGGAACAGGCUGAACAGUAUAUUAGUUUAAUAAAACAACGAGGUCAUGAAAAUACUCCGCCUAUAUCGGGUAAGACUCGAACGGCUCUGAAGAAUGCCGCGUUUCCGUAGUUUUUCGGUUGACCUCACGCAAACAAAAAGUGGUUAGUCACGAGGGGAAAGGAAUACAUGUGCCACACGAGGGAUGUUUACAGCCGAAGGGUGCCGCGUAGUUAUUGAGCGGCGGUUGAGUGAUGUUCGUCAAAAUUAUUGCAGCAUACAGUGAAAGUUGAGGGUGGAAAGGUACUCAUUGGUAGCAGAACGUUUUCCGAAGCUAGCGCCCCUCUCCCCAAAUACGGGCAACACAUGACAACAGGAGGGAUGAAUAUUAAUGCGACCCCGCGAUGUUGCAUAUUGAACUUUUGGUUUGGCCCAAGCAAAAGGACACCAUAAGGAGGUUAGCGCCAGGAUGAAACGAGAUGUUAUUGCCAGUUGACACGAAACUGGAACUACUUUGGAUGUCUCGACCGGUGGAAGUGUGUUUCGAUGGGAAAACUUUUCUAAAAUGAAUAAAAACUUUUGAGUGAGUGACGUGAAAGACAAGAAAGUAUGCGUUCAGUGUGGUCGAAAAUGUAGAACUCGCUGGCGGUGCAGAUAUAGUAUACGCGAGUGUAAAUAGGGAGCGCUUUGAUUGCAGCGAGACGAGGCACGCAACCAUGAAUCGAUAUCUUACAUUGAGUCAGCUGGGUGAUGGUACCUACGGUACGGUUGUCCUUGGUCAACGCAAAGACACUGGCGAGAAGGUAGCCAUCAAGCGGAUGAAGCGGAAGUACUACUCCUGGGAGGAAGCAAUGAAUCUCCGGGAGGUGAAGUCCCUGAAGAAACUCUCCCAUGCCAAUGUGGUCAAGCUAAAGGAGGUAAUUCGCGAAAACGACGUCCUGUACUUCGUGUUCGAGUACAUGCAGGAAAACCUGUACCAGCUGAUCAAGGACCGCGAAAGUCACUUCCCGGAGGCAACGAUAAGACUGAUACUGCAGCAAAUUCUAACCGGUCUUGCGUUCAUGCACCGACAUGGUUUCUUCCACCGGGACCUGAAGCCGGAGAACGUGCUGUGCUGUGGGCCAGAGCUGGUGAAGAUUGCCGACUUUGGGCUGGCACGAGAGAUUCGUUCACGUCCACCGUACACCGAUUACGUGUCAACGCGAUGGUAUCGCGCACCGGAAGUGCUGCUCCAUUCCACCCGGUAUGGAAGUGCAAUCGAUCUUUGGGCGGUGGGCUGUAUAAUGUCAGAACUGUACACCUUUCGCCCACUUUUCCCCGGCUCUAGCGAAGUUGACCAGCUGUUCAAAAUAUGCUCUGUGCUUGGAACUCCGGAAAAGAUUGACUGGCCCGAAGGACACAAACUCGCCACGACUAUCCAGUUCCGUUUCCCGGAGUGUCCGAAAAUACCGCUGGAAUCGCUGGUGAUUCGGGCUACUUCGUCGGCAGUUCAGCUGCUGGAAGACUAUUUGCAGUGGGAUCCCGAAAAGCGACCAACCGCCCAGCAGUCGCUUAAAUAUCCUUAUUUCAGUGCAAUGAAGCAACGGACGUCAGCAAAUGUAACCAAUGGUAACGUUCAGUUGCCGCAGGUUCAACAGAGUAACAAUGCAGUUCCCAGUGCCAGGAUAUCGAUUGUGGAUGUGGCUCAGCUGGAUAAUAGUGGGAUCACUAGUAGAUUUAGUGUGAACCCUGACAACGGCAAUAAUGUUUCUUUGAGUAAUAGCAAUGGAAGUGUUUAUAAAACAAUAAGUAAUAGUGAUCUGAAUGAACUUAAUUCGAUGCUGAGCAUGUCCAGACUUUCCCACAAUCCCCCCAUCGAGAAGCGCUCCUCACUAGACAACGGUAAACUGAAUGACAGUGCAAAAACUAAUGGUAAAUACAAGAGUGGAAUCAACUAUAGUGUUCUCAACGAAAUGCUAAACAACUAUAACCUUGGAUUAAAUGGUGGUGUUAAUAAUGGUACUCAUCCAAACCGUUUGAUUCGGAAUAACAGCAUUACGAAAUCGAAUGCUGAUCAAAGCGAGAGUGGAGUGAAUGAUAAUGGCAGUUCGGUUGUUGGCUACUCAAUUAUUAAACCUGCGGUUGUCAAAAUAGACGACAAACCGACGGAAGUGUAUGUUGGCCGGAAGGAGAAAGUGAACGAUAUCUUUGUGGCACGAAAUAUAGACAGUGUAACGGAUGCUAGCACAAACCGGGCAGUGGAUAGUGACGAUUCGGCGUACUUCAAUAACGGUUUUUUUCUGCACAAACAAAAUGGGAAUUCGAAGACUGAUUUUGGGAAAAGUGUCUUUAAUGAUAGUUACUUGAAUGAUUCCAAGGUGUACAAUGCAUUCUCGAAGCAGCCGGUGUUAAUGUCCAGAAAAACGGAUGAGGAUAUUAAAGUGAAGAAAACAAAAAAUCCUCCUCUCAUGCGAGGAUUACAUGGACAUUUCAGCAGAAGCUGGGAGCCCAUUAAGGCUAACAGCAUCGAGGACGAGCUGGAAGAAAUAUUGGGAGGCAAAAUUAACUCGACCAAAAAAUCUAACACCGAGUUCAAAUUGGAAGAUUUAUUUGGGACCGUAUCGUUUGCGAAAGAUAACAGCACAUCGAAGUAUCCGAAUACGGUUCCAUUCGCUAAAGGUACGAUGAAGAAUGGUGGUGGUGGUGGGAUGACGGAUAUUUUCGACAACUCGGAUAUGAAACCCUCGCACUCCAGUGCGAACAUUAUACCAAGGAGAAAAAAUCAGCAAGUGUUCGUUUCUAACAGCAGCUUGGCACCAAACGGAGAGUUUGGUGGAGUGAACGCGUCCUUCAAAUUGUUUCCAUGGGAAGACACCCCGCGAAAUGCACCAGAAAAGAAGCAGUGGGUUCCUGAGAGCGGUGUACUAACUUACGUGGGCCCCGGAGGCGAUGGCAAAGGACGACCGGAUUGGGCUGCAAAGUACCUGAACAAAUGAACUGGUCGGUGCUGAUGAUGUGUACAGUAAAUCUAAAUAAGAAUACCCAAUUCACACUGAUGUAGCUAUAGGUAACUAAAUGACUAGCUACGAGAAGAAAACCUAAAACAAUCUGUGAUAGAUCAGUGCAUCCGUUCGAUUUGCAGUUAUAUUUAUUUGUGUUUAUUUUUUAUUUUUAACACACAUUUGAGCAGUUAGAUCUUAUUCUCGAUGUAUGCCUGAUUGAUUUAAAAUAUAGAAUAGAAUAGUUAAAAUAUGGAACAGAAAUAAACCAAGGUUUUCGA
Toxorhynchites rutilus septentrionalis is the source of this 3858-nucleotide messenger RNA. RefSeq names its product serine/threonine-protein kinase dyf-5. The coding region runs from base 1316 to 3574 and encodes 752 amino acids. NCBI's taxonomy places the organism in Eukaryota, Metazoa, Arthropoda, Insecta, Diptera, Culicidae. The transcript is spliced from 8 exons. Gene Ontology annotation, molecular function: ATP binding; protein serine/threonine kinase activity. Gene Ontology annotation, cellular component: cilium; cytoplasm; nucleus. The record is from RefSeq and is a predicted model, not a curated record. Gene Ontology annotation, biological process: intracellular signal transduction; cilium assembly; protein phosphorylation.